AUGCGCCGCCCCCCGCGCUUUCCCUCUCUUCCCGCGCACCUGGCUGCGGCGCGGGCCGGUUUCCUUAUUUUGCCCGGUCCUACCGGGCCCAGCUCCCGUGUCGCCGGGGUGAGGGCCUGUCGCCCGGCUUCGCGCCCGUGGCUUCCGCCCCGUGUCGGGGGUUCGCCUCCCCCUCGCCCCCCCCGGCCCCCGGGCCGGGCUUCCCUGGGGUCGUCCCCUCUGCUCGGCCCACCAGCGGCCGCCCCGCUAUUGCCCUUGGGUGCCCCCUGCCUGGCCUGCCUUUUUAUUCUUUCUCCGUUCCGGUAUUCUCUUUUUCCCUCUCGUCCACGACGGGCUGGCCCCGCCUCUUUGUGGUUUGCCUCCCCGUCCUCUCCCCCGCCCGGCUUGGGCCGCCUUCGCGCGCCCGUCCUCGUCUUCGUACGCCUCGCCCCUGGGUUCCUCGUCCUUCCUCUGUUUGCUCGCAGGUCAUUGUGGCUAUCGGGCGCCUCGCUGCCUGCCCUCUUUGCCUGCCCUAGUUGCGCUUCUGGCCUUUGCUCUUUCCCCCGGUGGCUCUCUGCCGGGUCUUGCGAGGUGCUUACCCCCUCUUGUCGCCCCGCCUGUGCUCCGCUGCGCUUCGCCCUGCCCAUCGCCACCCCAGCCCGGGCACCCGGGUCCCUCACUCCUCCCGUAAAAAAGUCCCCGCGCGCCUUCCCUUCUCCUGCACGACCUCCGCCUGCCUCCUCAUCCCCUCGGACAUUCGCCCCCCAGCCCCGUCCGUUCCCGCCCCCAGACCUGACACUGAACCCCUGCGCCCAUAGCGAGCCCCACGGGCGCUUCGCCCUCACCGCGUUCCCCUCCCGUUUCUCACCCCUGCCCCUCUGCGUCCGCCGACUUCCUUCGUCCCUCCCGCCUUCUUCGUCGUGA
Dendrobium catenatum is the source of this 903-nucleotide messenger RNA. Its product is annotated as vegetative cell wall protein gp1-like. The record is from RefSeq and is a predicted model, not a curated record. Bases 1 to 903 code for a protein of 300 amino acids. NCBI's taxonomy places the organism in Eukaryota, Viridiplantae, Streptophyta, Magnoliopsida, Asparagales, Orchidaceae. The transcript has a single exon.